AUGGCGAUGACAACAAAAAUGACAAUCAAAAUAUUAAACAUUUUUAUGUUAUACUUGUGUCUUACCAAAGUAUGGGCAGAUUCUGGUGAAUUUUACAUAUCCAGUAAAAGAGCAAGCAGCCACCCUUGUCAAUAUGAAGAAAACAAGUGUAAACAUGGUUUUUGCAAAGAGACAGAGAAAAUCAAUGGGAAAAACUACUUAUGCGCAUGUCCACCAAAACGAACCGGCCUGUUGUGCGAGAAAUCUAUGCCUGACUGUCUGAAAUGUGAACCAAUGGCAAGAAAGGAGUGUACAGGAUUUAAUGAUGGCACGGCAAUUUGCAUUUGUCUGCAAUACAAGAAUGAGAAAUACGAUUCGCCGUCAAUCUGCUUCUUCAAGAGAAGAAAACCAUGGAGACAAAGAGAUUGUAAACGGGGGCAUCAUGAUUGUACCCCCGGUCAGGAAUGUGUGAAUUAUGCUCAAGACGAAAACAAGAUGGCUAUGGUGUGCCAGUGUCCUGUAGGAAACACACGCGGAGCUAACAAUUGUGAAGAAGGUCACAAUUACGAGACCGACAUACCGGGUGAUGCGUUCUCCUGUGUUGACACAAACCAGUAUGGACCAAUAUGCAUGUGCAAAAAGUAUGGUCGACAAGGAAACGAGUACGGAUUCUGCAAACCAGAGCUGGUUCAACCAAAACUUAUAGAACCUUUGAGCGAUGAUGGGCCGUGCUCUUUCAGCAGUAACAAAUGCCGUCACGGCACGUGCUUCCGGACAGACAAGGACAAGUUCAUCUGUGAAUGCCAUGGCUCAUACCAUGGCAAAUAUUGUCAUUUCAAAACACCGUAUUGUUCAGAAUGUAUAAAGAACCAGAGAGUUGAGUGUCUCGGGUUGGAAGAUGGUACCGCAGUAUGCAUUUGCUUGGAGUAUUAUAAAACAGACAAAUAUGCAGCACCAUCACUCUGCUUUUUUCUAAAAGCUAAGCCAUAUCGAAAGGACAUAUGUAGACAUAACAAAAAUAAGUGCGAUCCAGGACAGGAGUGCGUGAAUUAUGCUCAAGAUGAUAAUAAGAUGCAAGUUGUCUGUCAAUGUCCGGUUGGAAGGACUCGGGGAAUGGACUGUAUAGAAGAUUACAAAUCCAUGAAAAUUACAAACGUAAAGCCGGACUGUCUGUAUUCAGAAAAGUUCGGACCUUUCUGUGUAUGUUAUAAAUACGGCAAGACGGGGAAACGGCCCGGCUUCUGUAAACCAGAAAUAACAGUACAUGGCGCCGUGGUUAAACCGAAAGGAUCUGGAGGUCCAUGUGCUAUCAACGAGAACAAAUGCCGUCGAGGUGUUUGCAUAGAAACUGAACAGUACAAGGGCGGGAAUUUCAUCUGCGCAUGUCCUAAUUCUUAUACAGGGAGACUCUGUCACCAUGAUAUGAUAGAAUGUUGGAGAUGUAAGAAAGAGGCAAGAAGGGAUUGUAUAGGGCUACCAGAUGGAACUGCUGUAUGUGUAUGUCUCGAAAUGAAUCCAAAUGAAAAAGGAAACCCGCCAUUAAUUUGCUACUUUAAAAAAAGCGCACCGUGGAGACAAAAGGAUUGUAAAAAUAAUAAAUACAAAUGUGAUCAAGGCCAAGAGUGCGUCAACUAUGCUCAAAAGAACGACUAUAGGCUGUAUAUGUGCCAAUGUCCUGCUGGCAAAAAGCGCGGGAAAAGAUGUCAAGAAGAUUAUCAAGUUGACCGACCUGCCGGGAGAUUCUUCUGUGUUGAUACAAUGCUGUAUGGUCCAAUUUGUUUGUGCGGCAAGUAUGGUAGCUAUCAUUACAACAAGUACGGGUUCUGUGUUCCACAACUCAAGGAGUCAACUGGUUAUAGACUUGUUCAAAAUGCAAAAACAACGCUUCUCGCAACAGAUUCUCCAUGUGAUGGUAAUCACAAUAUAUGUAAAGAAGGUGUGUGUAUGGAAGUGAAGGGCCAGGACAAUACAAGAUUUAUAUGCUCUUGUCCAGUCGGAAAAACAGGGAGGCUCUGCCACCAUGAUAUGUACAAAUGUUAUAAGUGCCGGAAGUCCGCCCUAACAGACUGUAUUGGGUUACCAGAUGGCAGGAGUGUUUGUGUUUGUGUUGAGACCCCAAAAGCAAUUAUUGCUGAGGAACCUGCUAUAUGCUAUUACGAUAAAGCAAAGGAACACGAACAAAGGAGUUGCAACUGGGGUGGCCAUGAAUGUGACCGUAAUCAAAAAUGUGUCAAAUAUGAUAGAAUAACCUGCCAGUGUCCAGCUGGGAGAAAACGCGGGAAAAAUUGUAACGAAGAUUAUAAAGAUAUUGAAGAUACUUCAUGUGUCGAUACACAGAAGUAUGGACCGAUAUGCGUAUGUGAGAGAUAUGGCGGCGGUUUUAGCAAGUUUGGAUUUUGCAAACCAAAUCUUAUCAAGAAAAAGGUGUUAGGAAGUGACACCUAAUCAACAAUGAGUCAUCGUCGAAACCUGGACCUGUCUGUCGUCAAGUGAAAAAAAUGUUGGUUCAUGAGUAACGGAAAAGACCUAGUAUAUGAAAAAAAGUUCAACAAUAUGAAGGAGGCAUGUUUGGUUUGACCAAUUACCGCAUCGUUCUUGUUGCUGGAAGUAUUCCCGACCUGGUCACGCGCUUGUCACGUGCAGGAUUGUCUGCGAUAUUUGUGUCAUAAACCAGGAUGAAAUGCAUUAAAUUGUAACAUAACUUGAAUAAAAAUACUCUGUAAUUGGA
This is a messenger RNA of Mercenaria mercenaria, 2707 nucleotides long. Its product is annotated as neurogenic locus notch homolog protein 3-like. NCBI's taxonomy places the organism in Eukaryota, Metazoa, Mollusca, Bivalvia, Venerida, Veneridae. Bases 1 to 2424 code for a protein of 807 amino acids. The transcript has 18 exons. The record is from RefSeq and is a predicted model, not a curated record.